This is a messenger RNA of Paramecium pentaurelia, 189 nucleotides long. Lineage: Eukaryota; Ciliophora; Oligohymenophorea; Peniculida; Parameciidae. The record is from the annotation of a GenBank genome assembly.
AUGCCCAAGGUAUUCAUUAAUUUAGUUUUUAAAUAGAUUUUAUUGAAUAUGACAAGCAGAUAAGAAAAAAGAAAAGGGUUUGUAAGGAGGUUUAAAUUUGUUAUUUUAAUAUUCCAAUUGCAAGGUAUAUAUAUGAAAUAUGUGGUAAAACAAAUAUUAAAAAUGAGUGGUGCUUUUGUUUCCAGUUGA